This is a messenger RNA of Pneumocystis jirovecii RU7, 297 nucleotides long. Its product is annotated as proteasome regulatory particle lid subunit SEM1. Gene Ontology annotation, cellular component: proteasome regulatory particle, lid subcomplex; proteasome complex. The coding region runs from base 1 to 297 and encodes 98 amino acids. Lineage: Eukaryota; Fungi; Ascomycota; Pneumocystomycetes; Pneumocystales; Pneumocystaceae. The record is from RefSeq and is a predicted model, not a curated record. The transcript is spliced from 3 exons. Gene Ontology annotation, biological process: mRNA export from nucleus; double-strand break repair via homologous recombination; proteasome assembly.
AUGUCAUCAAAAGAAGAACGAGAUGAAAUAAAAAAAAAAACCGAAGAAAAAGAACAUUGCAGUAUUUUUACAGAAAAUACAUCAGAAGAUAAAAAAACAGAUAAAAACACAUUUGAUGAUGAUGAUGAAUUUGAAGAAUUUCCUGUAGAAGACUGGAAAGAUGAAGACACUGAUAUUGGGAUUAGCAAGGAUAAAUUGUGGGAAGAUAACUGGGAUGAUGAUGAUGUUGAAGAUGAGUUUUCUGUAAGUUUAAGGAUGGAGUUAGAAAAAGCACAAAAUACAUUUGUACAAAACUAG